GAAUUCCAACGUGCCGUUAAGGCAUGCACCGGAUUCGAGUUGUCCGUCGAUCUCCUACGAACAGUGUUCACCCUGUUCGACAUGGAUGGCGACGGUCGCCUCAGCUAUCAAGAGUUCAUCCAAAUCAUGCGCGAACGACAUGCUCGUCGAACUCAGUGUCCAGUCAAUCACUUUAUCAACCCAAGUCUUUGGAUUAUGACCCUCAGUGGGAUUCAAACCCAUGCAUGGACCUUGUAUACGGCUUUGAUUGGUGCCCUACUGGCUGAUCUACAAGACCACAUCAGCAGCUCUGAUCUCUCCACAUUCGACUAUCCGUGA
Molecule: messenger RNA, 318 nt
Organism: Echinostoma caproni
Lineage: Eukaryota; Metazoa; Platyhelminthes; Trematoda; Plagiorchiida; Echinostomatidae
Source: the annotation of a GenBank genome assembly